Drosophila rhopaloa is the source of this 466-nucleotide messenger RNA. RefSeq names its product cuticle protein 10.6. The transcript is spliced from 2 exons. NCBI's taxonomy places the organism in Eukaryota, Metazoa, Arthropoda, Insecta, Diptera, Drosophilidae. Bases 26 to 466 code for a protein of 146 amino acids. The record is from RefSeq and is a predicted model, not a curated record.
GUUCAACUUGCACCAAAAACCCAAUAUGUUCAAAUACUUUGUUUUUGCCGCCUUCUGCCUGGCCAGUGCUGCUGCUGCUCCUGGAUAUCUGGGUGGACUGGCUGGUCCGGCCUUGCCGCUGGCUGCAGCUGCUCCGGCGAUCUCGUAUGGACACGCCUUGACCGCUCCAUCCAUCGCCUCUUAUGGAUUGGCCCCCAGGAUUAGCUAUGCCUCGCCUGCCUUGGCGCACGCUCCAUUGGCUGCUCCGGCCUACGGAUUGGGUUAUGGUCAUGGUUCCUUGGGCCUGGCUCACGGUUCCCUGGGUCUGGCCCAUGCUCCCUUGAGUCUGGCUCAUGGUUCCUUGGGCCUGGCUCAUGGCUCCCUCGGUCUGGCCCAUGCUCCUCUGGCUGCUCCCCUGGGAUUGGGCUACAAGUCGGCCUAUCCCGCUCUGGCUGCUCCUGGCUAUGGACUUGCUCAUGGUUGGUAA